UAGUUAGCAGCAUGUGCUUGCUCGAGUGUUACUUAAAAUAUUGUAUCGCCUUGCGACCCGACGUUCCUUUUCUCUGCUCUCUUUCUCCAAGAGCCAUCCUGACUACCAUUCGUUGUGUGCGCUGAGCAGCGCGAUUGCGGUUAGGGCGUCUUGCAACCAGGACAAGUAGUAGAUCUGUUCAGACCCUGUUCAUACCUGCCAAGCCAAUGGCCGUGCAGCUGAGCGGUGAUUCACCGGUACUGAGCGAGAAAUCAGGCCCAGGUUCACUUCCAAAUGGUAUACCUCUCAACUCGCGUCCUUCCCCGCAUCGAAGCUCGCGUUCAUCCCAUCAUUUUACUCCAAUGCGUUCUUCUUCGUUCGCUUCUUCUUCAUCCCUUUCGUCAUCACAAACCCUCUCACAAUCACAACGAUACGUUCGUCCGCGCGGGCUGCGGAUAUGGAAUCUUUUCAAACAAUGGCUGCCUAUCUUGGCCUACGGCGCAACUAGCCUUGGUUUUAUCUUAGCUAUCGCAUUCUGGAAGACCGAGGUUUUCGACGGCCUUGACCACCUCUCACACUGGUUGCGAAACGACGAACACUUUGGCUACGCGGUGUUGUUCUGUCUCAUCUUCAUCACAACCUUCCCCCCUCUCCCACUGUAUUCCACGCUGAUCACAUUAUCUGGAUAUACCUUUGGGCCGUGGAUCGGCGCAGCCAUUUCAUAUUGCGCUGCGCUCUCUGGUGCUGUCGUUGUGUUCUGGCUAUCACGAACAUUCUUGCGCGAGCCAAUUUCUCGGUGGCUUACCUCAACGCGCACAUUAUGCCGCGCAGUACGAGCGGUCGAACGCAAACCACAGUUAUUGUUCCUCGUCAGACUCGCACCUUACCCAUACAAUGUGCUCAACGCGCUUCUUGCGGCCACGCCAAAACUCACCAUGCGGACCUAUGUGAUUUGCACGGCCUUGUCCCUUUUCAAAGUCAUCGUGCACACCAGCAUCGGUGCAGGAAUUCGCUCGUUCAGCGCCAAGAAAGAAUCCGAUGUUCAGGAAGAAGAGGAUGAUACCUGGAGCAGAGUGUGGACUAUCGCCGGAAUCCUUUUGUGCAUUGCACUUUUCGUCUACAUCAGUUUGGUAGCGCGCCGAGCGGUGGACGAUGAACUGGAUGAUGAGAUGGAGGUUUCUGGAAGUGCGUCGGAAGAAAGAGUGGCGUUUUUGGAUGCAGAGUCGCAUGGAGAGGAUGACGAUGUUGGAUCUCGACACCUACGAUUACCCCUGACACGGAACAACAUGAGCGAGGCGCAGCUGGUUUCGCGUGAACUUGUUUCGCCGCAAGGCGGUUUGUCUGGCCUUCCCGCAGUCUAGUCGCUGCCUUUUCCCCCCCUUUAAUUGGACUCUUUUCGAGCCUAGACUUUUGUAUAUUAUUACCCAAGGAUAUCAUAUAAGACGCGGAUUGAUUAACAGCCAAAACUUGUAUGUAUGUAUGUAUGUAUGUUUGUAUUUUGAAAGAGAUAUGUACUUUUGGAUAUCUCCGUCGUGCCACACCCAUCAUAUGUCGUUUUUCUCGCAUCUUUCCUAGUGACGCAUGGAGAACACCAAUGAAAAUUGGGUGUUGUAUCUGGACUAACACCGCCCGAGUUCAUAAGAGGCAUAAUGUCG
Suillus clintonianus is the source of this 1634-nucleotide messenger RNA. RefSeq lists its product as uncharacterized. Gene Ontology annotation, biological process: mitotic spindle elongation; vesicle-mediated transport. The coding region runs from base 207 to 1340 and encodes 377 amino acids. NCBI's taxonomy places the organism in Eukaryota, Fungi, Basidiomycota, Agaricomycetes, Boletales, Suillaceae. Gene Ontology annotation, cellular component: Golgi membrane. The record is from RefSeq and is a predicted model, not a curated record. The transcript is spliced from 3 exons.